AUGGGUCAUCCGGCAGCCGGUGUCUCCAGUCCACCACGCCCCAUCUUCAAGACCAUCCAGCAAUUACCACGUUCUGAUGUCUCUAGCACACUAGAGGAGUUGAGAACACUGGAGCGGAAGUCAUUUGCUGCUAAUGAGGUGUUCCAUUUGGAUGACAAAGUUGUCAAGCAGCGUAAUUUGGAAAUCCUUGUCGGAUUCAACCAUCUAUCAACAGGCUCCAGGGUUGUCGCAUAUGCUGUUUCUGUGACUUCCAAUCGUCGCCUCCUUCUCCACAAGGUUUGCGUUUCACCAGAAUGCCGCCGCCGAAGAAUUGGCUAUCUGCUAAUGGAGACCCUCAUUGGCAAUGCAAAGCGUCGGUUCUGCCGCGGCAUUGACCUUUGGGCCGAUGAGGCUAACCAUGCCGCGAAAGGGUUGUACCUUCAACACGGCUUCAAUGUGCAAGAAACUGUCCAAGAUUACUAUUCACCUGGAAGAAACGGAGUCAAGAUGACCCUGGAUUUGAUUGAAUGA
Messenger RNA from Cladophialophora carrionii CBS 160.54, 510 nucleotides. RefSeq lists its product as uncharacterized. The record is from RefSeq and is a predicted model, not a curated record. The transcript has a single exon. Bases 1 to 510 code for a protein of 169 amino acids. Gene Ontology annotation, molecular function: acyltransferase activity, transferring groups other than amino-acyl groups. Lineage: Eukaryota; Fungi; Ascomycota; Eurotiomycetes; Chaetothyriales; Herpotrichiellaceae.